Messenger RNA from Telopea speciosissima, 1333 nucleotides. Its product is annotated as cytochrome b561 and DOMON domain-containing protein At3g07570. The transcript has 4 exons. The record is from RefSeq and is a predicted model, not a curated record. NCBI's taxonomy places the organism in Eukaryota, Viridiplantae, Streptophyta, Magnoliopsida, Proteales, Proteaceae. Bases 2 to 1126 code for a protein of 374 amino acids.
GAUGAGAGAGAAAAGGAGAGACAUGAAGUUGCAGACAUGUUUCAUUACCACAUCCUUCUUCUUCUUCCUCUCUACAAUUCCUUCUUUUGUGUCUUCUCAGUCGGAUUCUUGCAGUUCUAAUCUCAGCAACCUCAAUGGUAUUGUUCAUUUCAACACUACUUCUUUUCAAUGCCAUCUUGUUUGGGAUGCUGAAGAUUACAUUCUUAGGUAUCUUCAAAGUGGACCAAACUUAUGGAGCUUUGUCCUAUCGGCACCUUAUACAAAUUCAUAUGUCGCCAUGGGUUUCUCGACGGAUGGGAAUAUGGUUGGGAGCAGCGCAAUGGUCGGUUGGGCAUCAGCGGAUGGGGGUGGAGAGAUUAAGCAAUACUAUCUACGAGGGACUACCCCAACCCAAGUCAUCUCAGAUCAAGGGAAUCUCCCACUCCUUAAUAAUUCAGCUGCAAUUGUAUACCAAUCACCACGUAUCUACCUCGCCUUCCAAUUGAACACCAACGAACCUCCGUCCUCAAAACUCAUUUAUUCGGUCGGACCCACAAACUGGUUGCCCAAGUCGGACUUCCUUUUGAAGCAACAUCGCAAUCAUAUCUCGAUAUCAUGGAAUUAUGUCUCAGGUGAAAGCAACGUGGAAAGCCCAUAUUCAAGACUAAGGAAGGCCCAUGGGAUCCUAAAUAUGAUUGGUUGGAGUAUUUUGAUGAUGAUUGGAAUCAUUGUUGGUCGCUACUUCAGGCAUUGGGAACCCUUUUGGUUCUAUUCUCAUGCUUGCAUCCAAUUAUCUGCUUUUAUCUUGGGAUUUAUAGGAGUAAUCUUAGGGUUUGUCUUACAAAAUCGUCUCCAUGCCAACGUAUCAACACACAAGGGUCUUGGCACCUUCAUCUUUGUGCUUGGCUGCCUCCAGGUGAUGGCCUUUCUAGUUAGGCCACAUAAAACUUCAAAAGUAAGAAAAUAUUGGAAUUGGUACCACUACAGCAUUGGAAGGACCUUGGUUGUUUUUGCAAUAGGAAACGUUUUCUACGGAGUUCAUUUAGGAAAUGAAGGGAGUAGUUGGAAUGCUGGCUAUGGCGUUGUUCUUGCAAUAUUGCUCCUUUCAGCCAUUGUUUUGGAGGCAAAGAUGUGGAUGAGAAAGUGACACUUAUGAUAGGAACUGUAAACAUCUUUUCGCAUCCACCAUCUUCUAUCAUAAUGUAGAUUUUUGUAUUGUACUGUUCAUAGUUUUCACAUGCUUUAGUUCGUUUCAUGACCAUAGUAAAUUUGGAUAUGGGAAUAAACUGACUAAGAAAAAUUCAGGAUCAAUUCAAUUUGCUAAUUUGAAAUAUUUGAUUAAAUUUUGGUAAAA